Molecule: messenger RNA, 1005 nt
Organism: Volvox carteri f. nagariensis
Lineage: Eukaryota; Viridiplantae; Chlorophyta; Chlorophyceae; Chlamydomonadales; Volvocaceae
Exons: 5
Coding region: 1-1005 (334 amino acids)
Source: RefSeq, a predicted model, not a curated record
AUGGAAAGACCCCCUCCACAAAAUCCUCUAACCCCUGCACUGAUAUUCCAGUCCCCUAAUCCUCCGCCACCCAGCCCGCCGCCGCCAAGCGUGUCAUCCGUAUUCAACUUCACAUUCGGCAACUCGUCGUACAGCGUGUACAACGGUUCGCGGACCUUUGGACAGGCAGAAAUGUUCUGCAACACCAACGGCGGCAGCCUCCUAUCGGUGCUAUCGGCAGAGGAAAACGCAGCUGUCGGUCAGUCCUUGAAGAAUAUAAACGUGUACGGCAUCAUCGGCAACGGCGGCGGCGGCACCGUUACCUUGUGGAUGGGCCUGCGGAUUAACCAGACGAGCAAGCGUUACUGGACAGAUGGCAACGAUUUGACUUACCUGCCGCCUCUGUUCAACGGCGGCAUCGAUGUGUUCGCCGACGGUGGCUGCUACAGCCUCCGCUGCGCCCCGGGGUCGGAUUGCAUUUGGAGUUUGGCUGUUCCGCCAACGCUGGGUUGUGUGAACGUGACGAGAGACGGGUUCAUCUGCAAAAUAGACAACAACCGUUACAAGGGCGUGUAUUACCUCACUCGAGCUGGUCAGCCGCUGGGUACCGUAUACGCGCUGGUGCGGCCCCCAUCGCCUGUGUCGUGGCGGCAAGCCGAUGACAAUUGCAAGACAAUGAACGGGCGCCUCGUGAGCAUCAACACCGCGGAUGAGUACUGGCUCCUCAUCAACAGCACCUCCAACUUGGUGCUGAGGAACCAGUUCCCACCAUCAGACCUGGACAACUUCGGCAACGUACGCGCCUGGAUCGGCCUCCAGUUUAUCACCAGUCUGGAGAAUUCCUUCUGGGUGGACGGCACACGUGCAGAUCGAGGUUACAACCCGCAGGGUAUCGUACUCACCCACUACUAUGCGUGCUACGCCAUUUAUUGCCGUAUCGGCUUCUGCGACUGGCAGUCCACUUGGUGUGGGGACCUGCUGCCCGCGUACAUUUGCGAGUUGCGGAAUGAAUGGUCGCGACGAUGA